Lontra canadensis (Northern American river otter) is the source of this 1924-nucleotide messenger RNA. It is a transcript of the gene HOMEZ, whose product is annotated as homeobox and leucine zipper encoding. Bases 181 to 1818 code for a protein of 545 amino acids. Gene Ontology annotation, molecular function: DNA binding; DNA-binding transcription factor activity, RNA polymerase II-specific. The record is from RefSeq and is a predicted model, not a curated record. Gene Ontology annotation, cellular component: nucleus. The transcript has 2 exons. Lineage: Eukaryota; Metazoa; Chordata; Mammalia; Carnivora; Mustelidae. Gene Ontology annotation, biological process: regulation of transcription by RNA polymerase II.
CCGCCCCGCCUCCAACUCGUUCGAGCAGGGUUGGGCUAUACGGGCGCGCUCUCGGGGACAGGGGGGGCAGUCCCGGUCCCGGCCCUCCGCGCGGGUGGGCUUGGAGCAGGCCGCACCGGGCGGGAACCCCACUCCCACCCCGGAGGCCCCCUGCCCUUUCUCCCCCUUUCCCCCCGGCCCAUGGUGCGAGGCUGGGAGCCGCCGCCCGGGCCGGACCGCGCUAUCUCUGAAGGGCACAAAUCAGAAAGCACCAUGCCUCCUAAUAAAGAGGCCAGCAGUCUUAAUAGCUCCCCAGCGGGGCUCAUCUGUCUGCCUCCAAUCUCCGAGGAGCUACAGCUUGUGUGGACCCAAGCAGCCCAGACCAGUGAGCUGGAUGGCAAUGAACACUUGCUACAAACCUUCAGCUACUUUCCCUAUCCCAGUCUAGCAGACAUUGCCCUUCUCUGCUUACGCUAUGGGCUGCAGAUGGAGAAAGUCAAGACUUGGUUCAUGGCCCAGCGCCUCCGCUGUGGCAUUAGCUGGUCAUCUGAAGAAAUAGAAGAGACUCGAGCCCGAGUGGUCUACCAUCGGGACCAGCUCCAUUUCAAAUCCCUUCUCUCUUUUACUCAUCAUGCAGGGCGGCCCCCAGAGGAGGUGCCUCCUCCAUUGCCACCUCCAGAACAAGUGGGUCUUGGAAUAGUACCCCUGACUCUUAGUGAGCCGACCCAAAUGAAAGGAUUGAAGGUAGAACCUGAGGAGUCCUCAGAGCUGCUGAGUCACCAGAAAGCAAAGGAACCCCUGAUGGCACCUGGCAGUGGGGCAUUCCCCCACCAAUCAGAUUUUUGGCAGGAUCUUCAAAGCAGUGGCUUCUCUAAGGAGCAGGCAGGCAGGGGUCCCCACCAGUCACAUGGCCUAGGUUCUGCUUCCUGGAACCACUCCACAGCUGUCCACCAGCCACAUGCUCGGGAUAAGCCCCCACCAAUCUCACUACUUGCUAGUAGUUGUAAGCAGGAGUCAACAUCUAAUAUGACUCCUCCUUCUCCCUCUACCUCUUCUUCCACUUUCCCGGUACUGGCUAAUGGAGCUACUGCCACCUCUAAACCCCUCCAGUCACUAGGCUGUAUCUCACAGCCACUGUCACCCAGUGAACAGGCACUGCCCCCACAUCUGGAGCCAGCUUGGCCCCAGGGGCUAAGACAUAACUCAGUACCAGGUAGGGUUGGCCCUGCAGAGUACCUUUCCCCAGAUAUGCAACGCCAGCGAAAGACCAAGCGCAAAACCAAAGAGCAGCUGGCUAUCCUCAAAUCUUUUUUUUUACAGUGCCAAUGGGCACGGCGUGAGGAUUACCAUAAAUUAGAACAGAUCACUGGUUUACCUCGACCUGAGAUCAUUCAGUGGUUUGGUGACACACGCUAUGCCUUGAAGCAUGGGCAACUAAAAUGGUUUCGGGACAAUGCGGUACCUGGUGCCUCUAGUUUCCAGGACCCAGCAAUUCCCACACCCCCACCUUCAACCCGCUCCUUGAAUGAAUGGGCUGAGACACCACCUCUGCCGAACCCCCCACCCCCACCGGAUAUACGACCCUUGGAGAGGUACUGGGCAGCCCAUCAACAGCUACGGGAAAGUGAUAUCCCUCAACUGAGUCAGGCAUCAAGGCUUAGCACCCAGCAGGUACUGGAUUGGUUUGACUCUCGAUUACCUGAGCCAGCUGAGGUGGUGGUUUGUCUAGAUGAAGAGGAGGAAGAGGAGGAGGAAGAACUGCCAGAAGAUGACGAGGAUGAAGAGGAGGAGGAGGAGGAAGAAGAGGAUGAUGAUGAUGAUGUGAUCAUACAGGACUGAGUUGGAGGGACUAGGGGAGGGAAGGUCUGUUACUAAAAGAUGAACCAACUUAGUAACUGUUUAAACAAAGAAACCACAUUUUUUAAAUUACUUUGUGGCAAAGAAC